UUUUUUAACCAGGAAAACAACACAACAUCAUUAUUGUUAAUUCAGUUGUUUGUUUUCUCAAUUGUUUUUUGUUUCAAUCAAGUGAUUAAUCAACUUUAAUAGUUAAACUUUAAUCCAUCUUAAUCUUUGUUAAUCCACUGAUUUAAUUACAAAGACAAACUCAAUGUUACCUUGUAUUUAUUUCCUCCUAAUUACAAUAUUGUCUCAGAAUAAUUUAAUUUCAGGAAUUCCAUUGGAUUUACCUGAACGAAAUGCUUAUGGUGAAGUACAUUUAAUAUCAACAUUAACUAAUCAGUUAACUGGAGAUGUCACUUCCAUGGAGGAAUAUCUAUCAACCAAAAUGUACAACGAACGAGGUAAAAUUAAGGUCAAUCGAAGCGAUCAGAGUUACACCAUUUUCUACAAUGAGAAUGAUGAUUUUCGCCUCGUAAUGACUGAAACCGAUUGUCAGGUUUAUAAAUAUAAUGAACGUAAAUGGGAUAAAAAACUUCCCUUUGUUGACAACGAACUGGAAAAUAUACUAAUCAUGUUUGGACCAACAAUUUACUAUCGGAUUCAGGCGAUGAUGAUUGAUACACCGGUCGGAAAGUCACCAUUGAUUUGGUUUAAUGGAGAUUCGGAAAUUGUCCGAGGAAUACAAAUGCAAACAACUCGAACGACAAUUGAAAAUACUUUGAAUGUUACCGUUUACAGACAAGGUUUCUAUGUAACCGAUGAACCUUAUCGAGUUGAAUUUGAUGGAUUUCUAUUGGAAACAUUAUCGUCAUCAACAGGUAAUCAAUUUCUAACGAUUGACUUUUACCUUGUUGAAAGUUUAACCGAUUUAAGCUACGAAGUUGCUCCAACACCAGGAAUAGGAUGUAUUGAAUACUUGGAAAAAGCUAAAUCAUUUCCAAAAGAUGAAGAGAUGGGUUUAACUAAUAAUUUUUAUUUCUCUGCCAUUGAGACAACCGAUCAAGGGAAUGAGAUAUUUUUAAAGAUGUUUGUUGACUCUCCAGCUAAAGUUGUACGAUAUAUCGUUGAUUAUGGAGGUGAUUUGAUGGAAACAAUUUACGAUUACAAUUUAGGAAUUUCUUAUUCCUUUGCAUCGUCACAAUGUACUAAAAGCUCAAUGGUCGAUGGGGAUGUCGGUGUAAUUAACGGUAAAUUUAAUGUCAAGGAGCUUCUUUGGCAACGAGGUGAUUUCCUUUAUUUAGGAAAAUUUUUCUAUAAACAUCGAUCUGGUAUAAUUUGUGAUGUUUGGGAAAAAAUUGAUUACAAUUAUGAAUACGAGGGAAGUAAAUACGAUAAAGUUGUUACAACUCAAUAUUUCUUGGAAAAGGCUGAUAUUUCGGGGUUUAUACCUUAUAAUAAGAAACAAACUCUCAUUAGUAUGACCAGAACUUUUUACAAUUUAGACUCUCAGAAAAAUUAUCGUUUGAAUCAAGUACUACGACGGGAUAUUUACGAUCUUGUUGAUUCGAUCCCUGAAUCUGAAUAUCAAACCUUAUUCCAGGUCUAUGAUUGUGACACUAAAAAUGCUGAUAAAUUGUGGUUAAUUUUUGAAAUUGUACCAACAGAUUUUUCCAGAGCAAAUGAAGCAAUUAAAACUGCAGAAAAAAAUUUAAUCAUGUUACGUGAAGGUGUUCGUGAUAAUAUAAUCAAAUCAAUUUCUAUGUCCCCAUUAAGAAUAGCAAACAUCGAAUUUGAUUUCUCAGAUCAAACAAUUAAUUCUCGAAUUAUGUUCAUUGAGAAGCCUACAAUUACAGAUGCGUUGGUUAAAUUAGUGAAAAAAGUUGACAGAAAGUUAAUCAAUCCAUUCACAGAUGAAUUUAAAUCAUUGUUUGAUUGUGUCAGCAAAGUUGCUUUUUAUAGCAAUUCAAAAUCAAUAGCUUGGUGUAAGGAUAACAAUCAACAAUUAUGUUCACCGGUUGAUGAUGUUAAAUCAUUGAAAUCUUCUGGAAAUGAUUUAAUUUCGUGUGAAAUUUACAGUCACCCAGUUGGUGAUUUACGUGAUUUAGUUAAUGAAUUUCCAUUGAAAUCUUUACACGAUGUGUUGAUUAACCGAUCGCAGAAUAGACCGUUCAUGGUUGGACCAAUGGACGAUAAGUCGAAAAUGUUCAAAUUCCAAGUGACCAAUGUCAUCUAUUCGGAUGAAAGUGAACAAUCAACCGAAUCAAAGUUACUCUUUAGUAAAUUGUUUUCCGAAUACAAAUUGAAAACUAAUCAUGAGAAGGUUUUUCCAAUCGAUGAACCAAUAACGACUCUUGGUGAUUGUUAUCAUAUUUGCGAAUCAUCUGAAAAAAUUGAUUGUUCUGGUUUCUCAUUCUGUACUAAUCCAAAGGACCGAUCUAAGGUUUCGUGUCAAUUAACUAAUCAUGUAUUUCUAAUCUCUGAUGAUUUAAAAUCAAGGGAAGCCAUUGAAUCUGAUGUAGAUUGUGACAUUUAUGGUAAAAAUCAUAUUCUUGAUUAUGUAAGAAUCAGUGAUCGUGAAAUAAUUUCCACAGGAAUUGGUGAAUUAACUGUUACCCCUGAUGAAUGUGCUUCCAAAUGUACUAAUUCAGUUGAUUGUAAAUCAUUUAGUUAUUGUGAUAAUGCAAUUUGUGCUCUGAGUGGAAACAUUUACCUUACUCGAUUGUCGAAGCCAAAUGAUAAUUGUAAUUCGUAUAUGUUGAAGAGAACUGAUAAUUUCAAACUAACUGGAACCAAUUUAGUUGAUGGUGUAGUGUUUGUAGAGGAAGGUGUUAAUUUGGAUCAAUGUGCAACAAUUUGUUUUGAUUAUGCUUCUGGUAAUGAUAAAUGUUUAUCAUUUAAUUACUGCCCUAAAGGUAGAGCCCAAUCAACUUGCCAAUUGUCUCAGAGUAAAUUGUCACCAUCGAAAGUUAAUCAUUACCACCAAUCAUCAAGCAAUUUAUCAUUAACUGCCUCUGGUAAUUGUUACCAUUAUGAAUUAACUGAUGGAUCAAAAAUGUUGCUUGAUCCAUCAAAUGAUCAAAAAGUAACAACAAUUAUCACUUCUGCUGGUGGUGGAUUGAUAGCAAUUAUUAUGCUGAUUUGCUUAAUUGUUGGAUUUAUUUAUGGUUUCGUUGGUGAAUACAUUUAUUUACGGGUUAAUAAGCAAUUACCAACCACUAAUUACAACAGUAAUUCAUCAAAUAUUCAAUCAGCAACAUUUUCCUGGUCAAGGCAAGUCGAUGAUGAUCAACAAUCAACAAUCAACAAUUGAACAAUCUAUUGAUUACCAGACAACAGAAAAACUAACCAAUUUUUAAUAUUUAAUGUAAAGUAACAAUUUCGAUCAAAUCUUUGUAAAUAAAAUUAACUAAUCAUUAUAUCGAUGAAAAAUCAACGCAGAUCAUAAUUGCAGCGAAGGUGAGAGAUUAAGACCAUCACAUCCUUGCAUGGAUAACAAUUAGUAUUGUUACUGUGUGUGGAUAUUGUUAAUCGAGGCAAUGAGAGCCGAAAAAAGGUUUUCCAAUAACUGUCGCUACCAAUUUACGAUCCAAUAAAGUUCUGGCUACGAAA
This is a messenger RNA of Panonychus citri (citrus red mite), 3504 nucleotides long. RefSeq lists its product as uncharacterized. The record is from RefSeq and is a predicted model, not a curated record. The transcript has 15 exons. NCBI's taxonomy places the organism in Eukaryota, Metazoa, Arthropoda, Arachnida, Trombidiformes, Tetranychidae. The coding region runs from base 164 to 3205 and encodes 1013 amino acids.